Molecule: messenger RNA, 1561 nt
Organism: Budorcas taxicolor (takin)
Lineage: Eukaryota; Metazoa; Chordata; Mammalia; Artiodactyla; Bovidae
Gene: ABI3
Product: ABI family member 3
Exons: 8
Coding region: 201-1274 (357 amino acids)
Biological process (GO): regulation of cell migration
Cellular component (GO): lamellipodium
Molecular function (GO): SH3 domain binding
Source: RefSeq, a predicted model, not a curated record
GUGGCACAGGCUCAGGGAGUGGGGACUAACUUCCUCUUGUCCCCGUAUGAGCAUGCCUGCCCCUUGCUAGCAGGUUUGGGUCUUUCACGAAGAGGAAACCAAAAGCAGUGAGAGGGAGGGAAGGCAGAGCAACCAAUCAAGGGCAGAGUGAGGUGCAAAACCGGCAGGCUCCCCGGGGAGCCGGGCAGAGGCCAGGGGCCAUGGCGGAGCUACAGCAACUGCAGGAGUUUGAGAUCCCCACGGGCCGGGAGGCCCUGAGGGGCAACCACAGCGCCCUGCUUCGAGUCGCGGACUACUGCGAGGACAACUACGUGCAGGCCACCGACAAACGGAAAGCACUGGAGGAGACCAUGGCUUUCACCACCCAGGCCCUGGCCAGCGUGGCCUACCAGGUGGGCAACCUGGCUGGACACACCCUGCGUAUGCUGGAUCUUCAGGCGGCUGCCCUGCGGCAGGUGGAAGCCCGCGUGAGCACACUGGGCCAGAUGGUGAACAUGCAUAUGGAGAAAGUGGCCCGAAGGGAGAUCGGCACCUUAGCCACUGUCCAGCGGCUGCCUCCCGGCCAGAAAAUCAUCGCCCCUGAGAACCUGCCUCACCUUACGCCCUACUACCGGAGACCCCUCAACUUCAGUUGCCUGGAUGACAUUGGCCAUGGGAUCAAGGAUCUGAGCACGCAGCUGUCGCGGACCGGGACCUUGUCUCGUAAGAGCAUCAAGGCACCUGCUACUCCCGCCUCCGCCACCCUAGGGAGAGCGCCCCGGAUCCCCGAACCCGUGCAGCCCCCCGUGGUGCCCGACGGCAGACUCUCCGCAGCCUCCUCUGCCUCCUCACUGGCCUCGGCCUGCAGCGCCGAAGGUGUCGGUGGGGUCUCCAUGGCCAAGGGGCAGGCAGCCCCCCCACCCCCUCCCCCUGUUGCCCCUGACUUCUUCCUGCUACCCCCUUCGUUGGAGAAACUGUCUUUGCCCCCACCGGCCCCAGAGCUGCCCAUGCCCCUCGACCUGCCCCCUCCUCCACCCCUGGACGUAGAUGAUCUGGAGCUGCCACCUCCACCCCCACCAGGCUUUGGGUCCGAAGAGCCCAGCUGGGUCCCUGAUGCAUACUUGGAGAAAGUGGUGACACUGUACCCAUACACCCGCCAGAAGGACAACGAGCUCUCCUUCUCUGAGGGCACAGUUAUCUGCAUCACCCGCCGCUACUCUGAUGGAUGGUGUGAGGGUGUCUGCUCCGAGGGGUCUGGAUUCUUCCCUGGGAACUAUGUGGAGCCCAUCAGCUGACAGCCUGGUCUCUGCGAUGCUGAUUCAAAGCACUGCCUUGAGUGAGCCUGAGUCCCACACCAAAGCCAGCUUCACUCAAGACUGGACCAGGCUUGCACACCUCUGGGCUGUUAACUGUUGUCUAUCCCUUCCCCCCAUUGCAGUGGGAGGGGGUCCUGGGAGAGGUACCCAGAAGCCUGCUAGAGACAGGAAAGAACUGGAAGCCAAGGUGUUUGGUGAUCUUAUCCACAGGAGACCCUUCGACCAUGCAAGACAGGGUCUCCAGCUGCAAGUGCCAACUUGGAAUA